Messenger RNA from Galendromus occidentalis (western predatory mite), 3041 nucleotides. Its product is annotated as glycerol-3-phosphate acyltransferase 1, mitochondrial. Bases 1 to 2604 code for a protein of 867 amino acids. Gene Ontology annotation, molecular function: glycerol-3-phosphate O-acyltransferase activity. Gene Ontology annotation, biological process: fatty acid metabolic process; phospholipid biosynthetic process; triglyceride biosynthetic process. Gene Ontology annotation, cellular component: mitochondrial membrane. NCBI's taxonomy places the organism in Eukaryota, Metazoa, Arthropoda, Arachnida, Mesostigmata, Phytoseiidae. The record is from RefSeq and is a predicted model, not a curated record. The transcript has 17 exons.
AUGAUGGAGGAGGAUGAACCGUCCUCUCUGCCCCUGGGAUGGCUAUCGGAUUAUUUCUGGAUUUUCGUACUGGGCACCAUCGCACGUGUACGUGGAUACGCGUUUCUGCAAAACAUGUUCCCGCGGCAGAUCUACGCCGGAUCACUUCUUAGUGACUCGCCGCGGCAUCCGAAACUGUGCCCACCGGGAACGAAUGCAUCGAAGGUGAAACUAUCGCCAGUUUUGGGCGUCCCGUCGAAUUCUCUGUAUGCUCAGCCCGUGAACUUCAAGAAAAGGCAUGAAGCUCCCACGUCUUCGAAGACAAAGCUCAAUUCCCUCUUCAUUGAUAAUUAUGCGAGCAACGAUCUGGUCAACAUCUUAGCUUCCCCGGGGUGUGUUUCCGAGAGCUCGUUCCCGUGGUCCUAUAUCCCUUUGACUCCCCUUCACGCCAUUACUUCUUGGUUGAAACACAUGCUAUGGAUACUUUUGCGUCCUGUGCCGUGGCACUACCCGGUACAAUCUCAUAAGGACAUUCUGGACUCCGAGACAAUGCGGAUCGCAUACGGGAAAGCGACACAGCAGAAAAUCGUCUCGGAUGAGCUCACGGUCGUCUCUAAAUAUGAUCAUUCGAUGCAUCUACGAGAAGCUAAGGAUAUCCUGCUUCAGAUGGCUUCGUCGACUUCUGUGUUUUUGAUCAGAGUUGCUGCCGUCGUUGUCAAUAAGAUUUUCCGGCACAGCCUCUCAGGAAUAUACGCCCGCCGGUGUCAACUAUCUGAGCUCCAAUGCCUGGAGGAAGCGAAUCCUGACACGCCCAUAGUAUACUUGCCGCUGCAUCGUUCACAUUUGGAUUACAUUCUGUUGACGUAUCUUCUAUACAUUCGCGGCAUGAGAGCUCCUCAGGUCGCCGCAGGGGACAACCUGAACAUUCCUGUUUUUGGACGUUUACUCAGAGGUCUAGGAGGUUUCUUCAUUCGUCGGAAGAUCGAUCAGAGGAGAUCGUCAGCUGAGUCAUCAUCUAGUGAUGAAAGAGAUUUUAUUUAUCGAGGCAUUCUGCAAGAGUUCAUCUGUGAGAGCCUCUCCCAAGGUUAUCCUCUAGAGUUUUAUCUGGAGGGUGGUCGGUCUCGUAAUGGGCGAACAUUGCCAGCAAAGGCCGGAUUAUUGUCUGUCCUCAUCCAUGCUUACCAGAGGGGUCUCAUCCCGGACGCAAUUAUUGUUCCCGUCGCCUUCACCUACGAUAGACUCAUAGACGGAAACUUCGUGGCCGAGCAGUGUGGUUCCCAGAAAACAAAGGAAUCCUUUGGCCACGCUCUGCGGUCGAUCUGGCGGACGGUCACGGCCCAUUUCGGCACCGUGAGGAUCGAGUUCGGGCAGCAUUUCAACUUGAAAUGUUUUCUCCUCAGUAACGCCGAGAAAUUCGGACUAGAUCCCGCCAAGGAGUUCAUCCGCGAUGGGUAUACCGCUCAAAAUGAAGGAACGCUCACUUCUUGCGCAUCUUCCUCGACUGCGUCUCUGUUAUCUGCGUCGCACACUGACGUCAACUCCAUGAGUCGUCUUACUCUCGAUUUGGCUUUCGUCGUGCUCCGGGAAGCGAACCGGAGUCUAGCCGUGUCGGCUCCCAACCUUCUGUCGUUCUUGAUGGCUACGAAGUUCCGACACGGAUGCGAGGAAAGCGACUUGAUCGGGGCAAUGCGCGUCCUCUGUGCACAACUCACUAGUCCAUGCAAACGGAAAACGCUAACCUUCGAUGAUGUCCACGUUGAAAACCUCAGACAACUGUGUCGCUACUCGACGUCCCUCCUACCUCAUCUCAUAUCCUACUCCAAUGGCCGAUAUUCUGUGAGCACCUCAGUCGAAAGCCUCAUCGAACUCAACUAUUCUUGUGGACCUGUGAUGGAAGCUCUCGUGGGCGAAUCGGUUCUUGCCGCUGUUCUCUCUGAGGAGCUUCGGAAAAUGAGCGUCGUCAGCGGCGAAGAAAUGGAUUCAAUAGAAGUCUGCUGGGAAACUGUCGAGAAGGGCGCUCUAGCCUUGGCCACGAUCUUGCAGAACGAGUUCAUCCAAUUCCAACCAGCAGACGAAUGCAAAUCUGUGAUUGAAGAGGCAAAGCGGUCUCUCAUCGAGUGGGACAUCAUGGAAUCGAGAGAUCAUUCGAUCCUAUACCGACGAGACCGGUACAGCCUGCAGAGCAUAUCAGACUUGAAAGCCUCGAUAGCUCCGCUGAUAGAAGGCUACUCGGCGAUUGCGAACGAUCUUGCCCACAUUCUCGGUUCUUCGCACAAUAUCUGUGACCGCUGCCUUCAGAGAGAGUUGCUCACUGGGAUGCAAUCGAAAGCGAAAAUGGAUCGUUUCGAGUAUCCGGAGGCAUGCGCGAAAGAUACGAUGCUGAACUUCUUGAAAGUUCUCCGAAAAUCGGGGGUCCUAGAGUUGAAGAAAGCUGUCAGGGACCUCGGCUCUCAACGUCCUGAACGGGAAUCGCUUGACGAGCAGACAUGCCACGCAGAAAGGUGUCCGGCGAAAAAUUCAAAAACACCUGUACAAAUGAGUCAGAUUGCCGCCGGAGGUAUGGAGAAACUGACGGACCUCAGGAUGUUCCUCGAGACCUUCAAAUCACCCCUGAUCGUUAUAUGAUUGUGAGGUGUACCUGUUGGGAAGAUCGAUGUCGGGAGAGUAUAGACAUCUUGCUGUCCACGAAAAUUCUUCUGGUUCUAGUCAAAAUUUUCCGGAGCUUAACUAAGGAUCAUUUGUCAAGCCUAAUCAUUCAUCUGGGAUCCUCAUGCGGUGAAGAUGAUGGAGGUGCGUAAUCCGCUCAAAGACGGCAGUGAAUGGACUGUUUGCCACGGAAAGUUAGGCUUCAAGGUAGAGUCGCCGGGGAUCCAGAUGGGAUUCCCGUCUGAGAUCCUGGAGCAGUAUGAAAUGGGUCGAUGCGGCUCGUAGACUACUUGAUUGAGUUUUAUUUCUCUUUCCCUGUUUAUUUAUACACAUAUUAGUAAUUGUUCACAGCGAGAGAUGGGAAGUUGAGUUUCAUUGUUUUGGAAUAAUAAAAAUAUGUAAUAAUAAAUGCUAAU